AUGAAGCUCGCCCGGGCCCUCGUGGCGAUAAAUUACUUCUCCCCCGCGAGAACAACCCCCCGACUGUCUUUGUCCAGCAGGCUAUUUUUCGAAAGGGGACUUUUCAGCAGAAAUAAUGUACAUACUACCUGCUUCACCAAGAAGGACAAAAAAUAUUUCAUUGUGAAGAAACCUGAUAUGUGCACAAAUGUGAUUAUCGUCCCCAUGUACAGAGACAACUAUGCUUACAUUUUUUACGAUGAUAAGGAUGAAGGAGUAGCAGUGGAUCCAAGUGACCAUAACGUCGUUAACGAAAUAACCGAAAUGGAAAAUAUAAAAAUAAAAAAUGUGCUAUGUACACAUAAACAUGCUGACCAUAAUGGAGGAAAUAGCUAUUUUUUCAACAAAAAAAUUAAUGUGUACGGAAUUAAAGAAAAGGACAAUAAAUAUAUAAAUAGGAAUCUUCAAAACUGGAAAAUUCACAAAAGGACUCUUCAAAAAAAAAUUUUUUUUACGGGGGAUUUUUUGUUCAUAUGUGGACUGGGAAAAAAUUUCGAAGGCAACAAUUUUGACUUGCACAAUUCUGUGAACAAUUUAAAAAGGCUACAAAAGGACGCAGAAAAAAUUUACAUUUUUUGCGGACAUGAAUAUACACAAGACAAUGUCAAAUUUGCGUUAACUGUAGAUGGGGUUAACCCACAAUUGGCUACCUUUCAUCAACAACUUUUGGAAAACCAAAAUAUGCAUCCCACCGUGCCUUCUCUCCUGGAAGAUGAAUUUGCAUACAACCCCUUCUUGCGAUGUGAUGAGGAGUAUAUACAAAACGAAAUUAAAAAGUACGCAAAAAGGAACCAUUACGUUAUUAGUGCCAAGUCCGAGUACAUAGCUCUUUUGCGCGUCAUGAAGGAUAACUUUAAGUGCUCCUGA
Molecule: messenger RNA, 906 nt
Organism: Plasmodium cynomolgi strain B
Lineage: Eukaryota; Apicomplexa; Aconoidasida; Haemosporida; Plasmodiidae
Product: glyoxalase II
Exons: 2
Coding region: 1-906 (301 amino acids)
Source: RefSeq, a predicted model, not a curated record